Cantharellus anzutake is the source of this 1259-nucleotide messenger RNA. RefSeq lists its product as uncharacterized. The record is from RefSeq and is a predicted model, not a curated record. Bases 1 to 1188 code for a protein of 395 amino acids. Gene Ontology annotation, molecular function: protein binding. Lineage: Eukaryota; Fungi; Basidiomycota; Agaricomycetes; Cantharellales; Hydnaceae. The transcript has 2 exons.
AUGGCUAGAGAGGCCAUGGAAGCAAAGCUGGCUGAGCUGCCAGGUGAAGAUGGCAAGGAAGAAAUUAAUUACGAAGCCGAGUUUGCCGAAUCUGAUGUUCGCAAUGGGAUUGUAACCUGUGCAGCUAUAUCUCAAGAUGGUUCUCAUGUCGCUCUUGGUUUUGGAAGUGGGGUUAUUGAAGUUGCGGACAUCGACCAUCAACGUACAAUCUCUCGCAUCCAAUGCAAUCCCCCCAAGCCCCCAGUUUGGAUAGAGUUUAUCGGUGGUGGUAAUGUUCAGAUUGCCACCGAGGACAAUGAUGGAAAUAUCUCCAUUCUGAGUCAUGGCAUGCAUUUGGUGCCACUUGGGGCUCUUCCUACAAGUCGUCACCCUGCUAUAACUGCAUUGUCAAUCCCUCGAAAUCAAGAUGAGAAUUGGUACGGAAACGUGGCACUCUUAUGUUUUUCAGGAGAGCCAUCCACUCGGCUUCUCGCAUCUCCUGCUCCUUCCGAUCCUCAAUCUCCUCAACCCCAUUACCACUUAUCCUCUCCUCCACGUCACACAGCUGGAUUCUCUCCUGGAGGCCGAUAUGUAGGCGCUUACGACAUGAACUGCGCUUUCGUCUGGUCAACGAGCACAUGCGAGGUGAUUGCUCAAUAUCGCGUGAAAGAUUUCAGAUGUUGGAUUUUCAAUACUGGCCGUGUACCUCCUCUCUCAUAUCUUGUCCCUACGCCUGUACUUGGUGACCAUGUCGUUCGUUCAAUUCCGGAAGAGAUUGCAAUUCAUGUACAAAGUUCCGAGCCAGAUCACAGACAUAACGCGGAUGAAUCCUGGCUGAAGUGCCCCUUUUAUGACCUCUCGCCAAACAUGGGGAGAGGGAGAGGCUCCGGGAUUAAAGAGGAAAUUAUGCUCUUUUCCUCAGCGAUAGGGGAGGCCCCAUUAAUUAUCGCUAACGGCCUCGGUACCCGGGGUGCACAGGUCUCAUUUGAUGGAAAAGUCGAACUCAUUGUCCACCCCAAGUACCACCCAGUCUUUGAAGACUCAUAUCCCUCCAGCGAGAAGGAACCCUGGUAUGGUGAUCAUGUAUUCUGGGAUCGGGGGCCAUCUUUUCCAUUUUACCUUUCUCGGGCCAGCAAGGAUGGACGUCGAUUUCUGCUCCAGGGCAAACUGAGAGCUCCGGUGGUCAUCGAUAUCAGCAAAGUCGUUUAGUGCCUCAAAUGCAUGUCUAUAAUUUCCUUCCUUAACUGUCUUCCAAUUCACAGAGUAUUGAAUCGGGAAUU